Molecule: messenger RNA, 765 nt
Organism: Diaporthe amygdali
Lineage: Eukaryota; Fungi; Ascomycota; Sordariomycetes; Diaporthales; Diaporthaceae
Exons: 7
Coding region: 1-765 (254 amino acids)
Biological process (GO): plasma membrane tubulation; actin cortical patch localization; endocytosis
Cellular component (GO): medial cortex; Rvs161p-Rvs167p complex; mating projection tip
Molecular function (GO): protein binding; lipid binding
Source: RefSeq, a predicted model, not a curated record
AUGUCGUGGGCAGGCUUCAAGAAGAAUGUCAACCGCGCGACGACGCAGGUUAUGAUGAAGACUGGCCAUGUCGAGAAAACCAAUGACCGCGAUUACGAAGUUGAGGAACGCCGGUUCCGUACGAUGGAGGCAGCAUCAUUACGGCUACAGAAAGAGGCUAAGGCAAUGACAGCAUCACAAAUGCGCAUCGCCGAGACCAUCGACGCGUUCUACGGGGACGCCGGUGCCAAGGAUGGUGUCAGCAGAAGCUACAAACAGGCCGUGGAAGACCUGGACGCAGAGACGAUAAAAGCCCUCGAUGGCCCUUACCGGACAACCGUGUUGGAGCCCAUCACGAGAUUCUGCGCCUACUUCCCGGACGUAAACGAGUGCAUUAAGAAGCGCAGCCACAAACUCCUCGAUUAUGACGCACUCCGCGCCAAGGUCAAGCGACUGGUUGACAAGCCCGACAAGGAUGUCACCAAGCUGCCCCGGGCCGAGAAGGAGCAGGAGAUGGCCCGCGCCGCCUACGAACAGCUCAACGAGCAGCUGUCCACCGAGCUGCCCCAGCUCAUCGAUCUCCGCGUCCCCUACCUUGACCCCUCCUUCGAAGCCCUCGUCAAGAUCCAGCUGCGCUUCUGCGCCGAGGCUUACAGCCGCAUGGCUCAGGUGCAGCAGUACCUCGACGCCGAGACGAGAGAUCAGUACGCCCAGGGGCAGCUGGAUGCCCGCGUGGAGCAGGUGUUGCAGGAGAUCAGGGAGUUGAGCAUCAGCGGCACGGUCUAG